AUGAACAGCUACGGUCGAACCGUUUGGGUUAUGGUGUGCGUGCUGGUCGCCUUACACAUCGGAGGAUCUCACCAGCAAACACCACCACAGUGUACCACGCCGACGAAAGUGCGUGGACGGUGCAUCUCCAUCUACGAAUGUGACAGCAUACUGGACUACUUCAAGCAGCGGAUACUCAGCUGGGAGGAACGGGAGUUUUUGCGCAAAUCUCAAUGCACUGGCACCACCAGCGGACGCCAACCGUUUGUUUGCUGUCCCGGUAACGGAGCCGCACCGGUCGUGCCAUCGCCGAUUAGUACCGGUGAGCGGGGAAGCGCCACCACAACCCAAGCACCGACCAGUGACGCUCUGCUCGAUCAGCUUGCCGGCGGGCUGUUGCCAAAUCCGAAAAAGAAUGAAUGCGGUGUUAGCAUCGGCAUGAGAAUAUACGGCGGCGAAAAUGCCGAUAUCGAUGAUUUUCCCUGGCUGGCGAUGUUGCAGUACGAAAAUCGGAAAGGGGAACGAAAGUUCAGCUGCGGUGGGUCGCUGAUCAACAAGCAUUAUGUACUGACUGCCGCCCACUGCGUAGUUGGUGAGGUUGAGCGCAAGGAAGGCAAACUCGUUGGUGUGCGGCUAGGCGAAUACAACACCAACACCGAAAUCGAUUGCGUCACGGAAGGGGAGGAGCAAAUCUGUGCCGAUGCACCGAUCGAUGUGGCGGUUGAAUCGAGCCUCGUUUACCCGGACUAUGAUGAGCAGGCUCACGCGCACGACAUCGCCCUAGUGCGGCUGGCAAGGUCGAUCGAGUAUACUGACUUUGUGCAACCGGUUUGUCUACCGCUGACAGACUUCCGGGCCUCGAAGGCGGGCGAAGUUAACUUUGUCACCGGGUUCGGUCGUACGCUUAAAGGAAGUCGGAGCCCUAUCAAGCAGAAGCUCGGCAUCAAGGUGUACGACCACGACCGCUGCCGGGAGAAGUACGCGACGAAGAACUCGCCGAUAACGUCGAACCAGAUCUGUGCCGGAGGCGAAUUUGCGAAGGACUCGUGCCACGGUGAUUCCGGUGGUCCGCUCAUGAAGCUCCAGAAGGUUUGGUACUUGGAGGGGAUCGUGUCGUACGGGAAUAGGUGCGGGCUAGAAGACUGGCCCGGCGUUUACACGCACGUUCCCGCGUACAUGGUUUGGGUGAGGGGCAACAUCAGGGCAUAA
Messenger RNA from Anopheles marshallii, 1188 nucleotides. RefSeq names its product CLIP domain-containing serine protease B9-like. The record is from RefSeq and is a predicted model, not a curated record. Gene Ontology annotation, biological process: proteolysis. NCBI's taxonomy places the organism in Eukaryota, Metazoa, Arthropoda, Insecta, Diptera, Culicidae. Bases 1 to 1188 code for a protein of 395 amino acids. The transcript has 4 exons. Gene Ontology annotation, molecular function: serine-type endopeptidase activity.